AUGGACAUACCAGCCGCAGCCAAUGCCCUCGGCACACUUGGGGCAGUCUGCUGGUCUAUUCAGCUUAUUCCACAAAUUGUCAUCAAUUACCGACGCCAUAAUGCUACCGGUCUGCAGCCUUCGAUGAUGAUGCUCUGGGCGUGGGCCGGCGUUCCGUUGGGUGUCUACAAUAUCGUCGAGGACUUCAACAUUGCCCUGCAGAUCCAACCCCAGAUCUUGACAUUCCUAAGUCUCGCUACUUGGAUCCAGUGCUUCUACUACCAAAGAAAAUGGUCUAUCCUCCGCUCUCUCGCUGUCGUGGCCCCUAUCGCAACCGUCAUGGCCGGAAUCCAAGUCGCCCUCGUCAUUGGCCUCCGCAUUGUCAAGGCCCGCGGCACAGAUUGGCCCAUGGUCCUCAUGGCUUCCCUCUCCGCCGCCUUCCUGGCCGCCGGAGUACUCCGACACUACUGGGACAUCUACCUUCACCGCACCGUUCGCGGCAUCUCCUUCAUCUUCGUCAGUAUCGAUGCCGCGGGCGACGUAUACUCUCUCGCGUCCCUCUUUUUCCAGCGCCGGCUUGAUAUGUUGGGGGUCGUCAUUUACGCGACUGAGUUUGUGCUCUGGUGCGGGGUGUUUGUGUGCGGAGGAUACUUUAAUUUGUUGCCCUGGGCGAGGAAGAGAUUGCGGGCGAGGGAGGAGGCUGGGAGGUCGAGCGAGUUGGAGACGCCGGGCUCAGAUGCUGUGGCUAACGGCAUUGCUUUGCAUGAUUUGCCUUCUUCGACGUCCGUCUUCCGGACUGCGUCCGGAGACGAUUCUGGGCUCCGAUCUAGAACGGUGGCUUCGCUGUGA
Molecule: messenger RNA, 828 nt
Organism: Colletotrichum tamarilloi
Lineage: Eukaryota; Fungi; Ascomycota; Sordariomycetes; Glomerellales; Glomerellaceae
Exons: 4
Coding region: 1-828 (275 amino acids)
Cellular component (GO): membrane
Source: RefSeq, a predicted model, not a curated record